AUACACUUAUUGCAUUUUAGAAAGGCAUUGCAGCGUUAGUUCUGUGCUUCAGUGAAAGGUGUAUUACUAGUUAUAUAUCAGUCAAUGUGCAUCAGUAGCGCGAAAUUUGCCGUCUGUACAAUUUUAAGUGCUUUGCUUUACAAUUCUGAAUAUUGUUAGAAAACAAAAAUUCAUGCAAUAUGAUUUAACAACGUUGAUUACGAAGGACAAAAUACUUUUCUAUGGCAUACCUUGGUAUUAUCUUUCAAUAACACGACGGCUAUCAUUUUGAAGGAAUUUAAUAACAAAGAAAAUUUGAAAAAACAUGGAGGAAUCUCAGGCGAACAGUACCAUAAAUGGGAUUUACCAGAAAGAGUUAUCCCACACCUUAAUAUUUUACGUAAAUGGUAACGAGGUAAUCGAUGCUGAUGUUAAUCCCGAAUGGACGUUGCUCUAUUAUCUUCGUAACAAACUGUAUUUAUGUGGUACAAAACUUGGUUGUGCAGAAGGUGGAUGCGGUGCGUGCACCGUUAUGGUAUCGAGAUAUGAUCGUCAGGCAGAAAAAGUCAUUCAUUUGGCUGUGAAUGCAUGCCUGACACCAGUAUGCGCUAUGCACGGCCUGGCUGUUACUACUGUAGAAGGUAUUGGUAGCGUAAGAACAAAAUUACAUCCUGUUCAGGAGAGAAUCGCAAAGGCGCAUGGAUCACAGUGCGGUUUUUGUACGCCUGGCAUUGUCAUGUCGAUGUACGCGUUAUUGAGAUCAAUCCCAAAGCCAACAAUGGAGAACAUAGAGAUUGCUUUUCAAGGAAAUCUAUGCAGAUGCACUGGCUACAGACCCAUUAUCGAAGGCUUCAAGACGUUUACAGAAGAGUGGGAACAGUCGCAACUGCUUUCUCAUGUAGCAAAGGGAACAUCCUGUAACGAAGUUAAAACAUGCGCGAUGGGCGAUGCUUGCUGUAAAAAAGCUUUCACCUCUGAACCCACAGAGGUUUUUAAUUCUAAAGAAUUUCGACCGUACGAUUCUACUCAGGAACCUAUAUUUCCGCCGAAAUUGAAGAUUUCCUCUAAACUGGAUGAACAGUGCUUGGUAUUCAACGGGAAGAAAGUUACUUGGUACAGACCAGUUACCCUCAAGGAGUUGCUUGUUUUAAAGAAAAAGUACCACAGUGCUAAAAUAAUUGUUGGUAACACAGAAGUUGGAGUCGAGGUGAAGUUUAAGCACUUAUUAUAUCCCGUUUUGAUACAACCAACUCAAAUAAAAGAAAUGCGUGAGAUAUCAGUGACCCACGAAACAAUAAGAAUUGGUGCCAGUGUAACUUUGAUGGAACUUGAGGAAGCUUUAAAACACCAGAUCAAAGCGCAGCCUGAAUACAAAACAAGAAUCUUCACUCAAAUAGUAAACAUGUUGCAUUGGUUUGCUGGAAAGCAAAUACGAAAUGUCGCGGCUGUCGGAGGCAACAUAAUGACCGGAAGUCCUAUAUCGGAUUUAAAUCCAAUUUUCAUGGCUGCAGGCAUAAAAUUGAAUCUGUGCAGUCUCGACCGAGGACAUAGGACAGUUCCAAUGGACCACACAUUUUUUGUGGGCUAUAGACGUAACGUGGUUUUGCCUGAUGAGAUUUUAGUCUCCAUUGAAAUUCCUUAUGGGAUCGAGGGCCAAUACUUUGUGGCAUACAAGCAAGCUAAAAGACGUGACGAUGAUAUUGCUAUUGUUAAUAUGGCACUGAAUGUGUUUUUCGAAUUGGGAACAAAUGAAAUUCGAGAUGCCUACAUGGCAUUCGGUGGUAUGGCUCCUACGACUAAGCUGGCAAGAGAUACUUGCAGCUAUAUGAUCGGGAGGAAAUGGGAUGAGAGUAUGGUAGAAUCUGUCUAUGACUCGUUAAUAAAAGAACUUCCGCUGUCUGGUGAUGCUCCAGGUGGAAUGGUUCAAUAUCGUCGAUCACUGACUCUCAGUUUGUUCUUCAAAGGUUUCAUACUCAUUGCGCAAGAGCUAAGAAAAGUCUUGCCAGAUAUUCCUCCAUUGCCCAAAGAAUUGGAGAAUGCUGGAGAGGGAUUUCACUACAGAAUUCCACACAGUUCACAGUAUUAUGAAGUGAUUUGCAAGGAUCAGCCUCCUACGGAUUUAAUAGGAAGGCCUAUUGUACACGCAAGUGCCUUUAAACAAGCCACUGGAGAAGCUGUGUACUGUGAUGACAUGCCUCAUAUCACUGGUGAAUUAUAUUUGGCUCUCGUCAUUUCAACAAAAGCUCAUGCUAAGAUUAUUAAAGUUGACGCAGCAGAAGCUCUUGCCAUGGAUGGUGUUGUAGCAUUUUACAGCGCUGAAGACAUUCCUGAUGAUAGAAGAUGGAUUGGUCCGAUUUUCCACGACGAAGUGUUGUUCGUUUCAGAAAAGGUUACGAGCCAGGGACAAAGUAUUGGAGCAAUAGUAGCCAUUGAUCAAGCAACUGCGCAAGAAGCUGCAAGAAAAGUUCGGGUUGAAUAUGAAGAAUUACAACCUAUUAUCGUUUCUAUCGAAGACGCAAUUAAGCAUAACUCGUUCUUUCCGGGCUGCCCUAAGCGAAUACAGAAAGGUGAUGCCAAGAAGGCAUUUAGUGAAGUUGAUCAUGUUUUGGAAGGUGAGGUACGAAUGGGCGGACAAGAACAUUUUUAUUUAGAAACUCAUGCAGCCAUCGCUGUACCAAGGGAAGAAGAUGAGUUGGAAGUAUUUUCUUCGACUCAACAUCCAUCAGAGAUUCAAAAAUUAAUUGCCUUUACUCUUGGCGUGCCAAUUAAUAGAAUUAAUACUCGCGUCAAACGUAUGGGCGGUGGAUUUGGCGGUAAGGAAUCUCGAGGGAUGUUGGUAGCAUUACCCGUUGCUUUGGCGGCUUACAGGUUGCGAAAGCCAGUACGUUGUAUGCUGGAUAGGGAUGAAGAUAUGUUGAUUUCUGGCACAAGACAUCCAUUUUACUAUAAGUACAAAGUAGGCUUUAACAAUGAUGGGUACAUUAAGGUUGUUGAAGUUCACAUUUAUAAUAACUGUGGAUAUUCAAUGGAUCUCUCAGGAUCGGUAUUAGAGAGGGCUAUGUUUCAUUUUGAAAACUCUUAUAAAGUACCAGUGUCAAAUGUUUUUGGAUAUUUAUGCAAAACAAAUCUACCAUCAAAUACUGCAUUCCGAGGAUUUGGUGGUCCGCAAGGAAUGUUCAUCGGAGAAAAUAUUAUUAGACAUGUAGCCCAUUAUCUUGGAAUGGAAGUAGCUAAGGUAUCUGAAUUAAACUUAUAUAAAGAAGGAGAUGUAACACACUACAAUCAAAUUCUUACACACUGUACAUUGAAUCGUUGUUGGAAAGAAUGUCUCGCAAUGGCCAACUAUGAAGCCAGGAUGGAAACUAUUCGCGAGUACAAUAGAGAACACAGAUAUAGAAAAAGAGGCAUGGCUGUUAUCCCAACGAAAUUUGGAAUUGCGUUUACUGCAAAGUUUUUAAAUCAAGCAGGUGCACUUGUUCAUAUAUACACUGAUGGUUCGGUUUUAAUGUCUCAUGGUGGUACAGAAAUGGGACAAGGGUUACAUACUAAAAUGAUUCAAGUUGCGAGUAGGAUUUUCAAAGUCAAUCCAAGUAAAAUUCAUAUUGCUGAAACAGCUACUGAUAAGGUACCAAAUACUUCAGCCACAGCUGCCAGCGCAGGUUCAGAUCUGAAUGGUAUGGCUGUGAUGAACGCAUGUAAUGAGAUUAUGAAGCGUUUGCAACCAAUUAUUAAAGAAGAUCCUCAUGGAACUUGGGAACAGUGGAUACACAAAGCUUAUUUUGAAAGGAUCAGUCUCUCUGCAACAGGAUUUUAUAGUACUCCUGAUAUUGGCUAUUCUUUUGAAACAAAUUCAGGAGAUCCGUUUAACUAUUUUACAUAUGGAGUAGCAUGCACUGAGGUUGAAAUUGAUUGUCUUACCGGAGACCACCAGGUACUGAGAACAGAUAUUGUAAUGGACUUAGGAGAAAGUCUUAACCCUGCCAUUGACAUUGGUCAAGUCGAGGGUGGAUUCAUUCAAGGAUAUGGUCUUUUUACACUGGAGGAAUUGAUAUAUUCACCUACUGGAACUUUGUACAGCAGAGGUCCUGGAGCUUACAAAUUACCUGGAUUUACAGAUAUCCCACAGGAAUUUAACGUGUCCUUACUGAAGGGAGCUCCUAAUCCUAGAGCAGUGUAUUCCUCUAAGGCUGUUGGAGAACCACCACUAUUUCUAGCAUCAUCAGCUUUCUUUGCCAUUAAAGAAGCAAUUCAGGCAGCAAGAAAAGAUAUGAAUGUUAAUGAUUACUUCAGAUUAGAUUCCCCAGCAACCGCUGCCCGAAUUCGGAUGGCAUGCAGCGAUCACAUGGUGAAAAAGCUUGGUAACUCUGAUGGAAAAUUACCUUGGAACAUUCCUGCGUAAUAAAACGACAUUUCUGAGUUUACUUUUUCAAAUGGAAUGAUCAUACCAAGAAUUAUAGCAUAAACGAUUACUCAAUAACUAACGGUAUUUCAGAAAUUAUAUUCUGAAUAUACCAUUUGCUAAUCAUUUUGGUAUCGUUAUAAUUAUUUGUGCGAGCAAUUACAUUUAUUGAGAAAUGUCACAGUGUUAUUAACCAAGACAAUCGAGUGAGUGUCAUUACAUACUUCCUUAUCAGUGUGUUUUAUAUUCAUAAAAAUUAAAUAUAUAAGGAAAAUUGAAACUUACGUGCUACAGUGGAUUGCAAUGAACAAUAAACGAUGAAAAAAGUAUAAUUAAA
Molecule: messenger RNA, 4715 nt
Organism: Cephus cinctus (wheat stem sawfly)
Lineage: Eukaryota; Metazoa; Arthropoda; Insecta; Hymenoptera; Cephidae
Gene: ry
Product: xanthine dehydrogenase
Exons: 24
Coding region: 305-4378 (1357 amino acids)
Molecular function (GO): molybdenum ion binding; FAD binding; 2 iron, 2 sulfur cluster binding
Source: RefSeq, a predicted model, not a curated record